AUGAAGUUUACCACAAUUUUUGAUGGAACCUUCAUUCAUGCUACAGUAGUACCCUAUCUCAAAAAGCCUGUUUACAAAAUUUACUUACUGAUGUAUAAUGAAGUGAGAGAUAACCCACUCAACCGCGCACUGAUGAUGUCUCCGCGUAUGGUGACGAAACGUUUGCAAGCCAAUUGCCAAGCUCGGCGAACAAAUCAACAGCCACCUGAUCAACAACCAGAGAGAUAA
Messenger RNA from Opisthorchis viverrini, 228 nucleotides. RefSeq lists its product as hypothetical. The coding region runs from base 1 to 228 and encodes 75 amino acids. The transcript is spliced from 2 exons. Lineage: Eukaryota; Metazoa; Platyhelminthes; Trematoda; Opisthorchiida; Opisthorchiidae. The record is from RefSeq and is a predicted model, not a curated record.